Messenger RNA from Salvelinus fontinalis (brook trout), 2253 nucleotides. Its product is annotated as rhotekin-like. Gene Ontology annotation, biological process: mitotic cytokinesis; signal transduction; septin ring organization. Bases 222 to 1766 code for a protein of 514 amino acids. The transcript has 12 exons. Gene Ontology annotation, cellular component: actomyosin contractile ring. The record is from RefSeq and is a predicted model, not a curated record. NCBI's taxonomy places the organism in Eukaryota, Metazoa, Chordata, Actinopteri, Salmoniformes, Salmonidae.
CCCAACCGCACCCCUGGCCCCUUGGAUAGUAGUAACGUCACCAACACGCCGAUGACCCACGGUCCUUACUAUAACUCUUGAAUGACUUAUUACUUACUUUUUCAAUAGCUUCUACUAUAAAAUAGUAGUCAUAGUGCGGGUCUUCGCAUUUUCAGGCUACCAUUUCUCAUAGCUUUUCAAUAAUCCUUUCGAUUUAUAACUGUACAUGGUAGGUUAUUAGAAUGUUUUGCCGAAAUCAGGUGUCGAGAAGCACGAUAGCAAGGGGGUCAGCAUUGGAUCUGGAAAUACGACGACUGGGGCAUUUCAACACUCUUGGGGACUUGGCACAGGACGGUGAGGUGCAGCGUCAGAUAGACCGCGAGGUGCGGAUGCGUGAGGGAGCCAGUAAGCUGCUAGCUGCGUGCUCCCAGAGAGACCAGGCCCUGGAGGCCUCCAAGAGCCUGCUCACCUGCAACACCCGCAUCCUAGCACUGCUCAGCCAGCUGCAGAGGAUGAGGGAGGCCCAGGUCCUGCAGAGAGUAGGCAACAGGUCCUGUAUUGGUGGGUCACUGGAUGAGAGGCUGCCCUGCAUGGGUAAUGUGGCCAUCUCAGACCUGCGUAUCCCACUCAUGUGGAAAGACUCAGAGUACUUCAAGAGCAAAGGAGAGCUGCAUCGCUGUGCUGUGUUCUGUCUGCUCCAGUGUGGCAGAGAGAUCUAUGACACAGACCUGGUGAUGGCGGACAGGACUUUGACUGACAUCUGCUUCGAGGACACCAUCAUAUUUAAGGAGGCGAGCCCGUGCUUUGAGCUACGUGUGGAGCUGUACAGUACCUGUGUGGUGGAGGACUUCUCUCCGGGCCCAGGGGCACUAGGACCCAGGAGACAUAACCGCCUCAGCAGCUCCCUGGGCUGCACCUCUGGGAGGAGGAUCAGGGCAGCUCUAGAGUCUGCAGCCUGUGGUACCAUAUCCAAUGUAGAGGGAGGUGAUGGAGGAGGAGGGUCUCCACCACCUCUGCUGCCUGCUCUCUGUACAGAGGGGCCAAAGUAUCACCUUCUGGCCCACACCACACUGACAAUAGCACAUGUUCAGGACAGCUUCAGAACACACGACCUGUCCAUAUCAGCCACAGAGGACAGUGCAUUCUGGCUGCCUCUCUAUGGCAGUGUGUGUUGCCGUCUGGCAGCCCAGCCUCUCUGUAUGACCCAGCAGGUUAUCAGCGGCAGGAUCAAGAUUGAGAAGGAGCCUGAGUGUUGGACUGACAUCUACGGUGUCCUCAAAGGGACAAGUCUUACCUGUUACCACAGUCAAGAGAGCAUGGUUGCCCAAGAGGAGCCGUUAUUCACCAUCGCCAUCAACAAGGAGACCCGCAUCCAUGUGUCCGAGAGAGGGCCUCUCCACCAUACCCAAAGUAUAUCCAUCAGCACACACACCCGAGGUGACGAAGCUGUCACACACACUCUGGUCACACACACACCCCAGGACACACAGCGCUGGAUGGAGGCCUUCUGGCAGCACUUCUAUGACAUGAGUCAGUGGAAACAGUGUUGUAAUGGCCUGAUGAAGAUCGAGGUACCCUCUCCUAGGAAAUCCCAUUUGGUCACAGCGAAGCAGGGGUCGCUUUACCACGAAAUAGUUGAAGGACCCUCCAUGAAUGCCAGGUUGUCCCAGUCAAGGGGACCAACAUCAGGCAACUGCAUCAUCCAGGACAGUAUCCACCUCUUACCAAACUACAGCACCCCCCCAACCCCCAAUUGUACUCCUGCUCUUGGGAGUGACGUGCAGUGACACUCCUCUCCCAUGACACAGUGUCUCUGUACUGUACCUAUCCCUGUCCUAUAAUAGCACGAAACAGCCACAAGAGCUAGCCACUCCUCUCCAGGAACACAUACAGGAAUGCCACAAAUUGAGUGCUGCAAUCACACACUUUUGCUAAUUGUAGCAUUCCACACUCUUGAGUUAUUCUGGUAAUGCAGCCUUGACCUUUUCUAGUCCAGACUCAAUGUUUUAUAGGAUACUUGGCUCUUCUCUUUACUUGUCCAAAGUCCAAACCCAAUCGGCUCUUAAAUGCAGUUAAUUGAUUUUAAAGGGUAAAAAUAUGUUGGUAUGAUUUUGGUGCUUAGUCUUACUUUUAUUCUUUAGCCUUCUCUCAACCUAUUUAAAUGAGACCGUUUUGUUUCGGACACAAAAAUUCAGGACAAGAUAAUCAAUAUGAUUGCAAUGCGGAGCAUGUAACUCAAACUUGAGGAUUGCAAUAAAAACCUAAAACCCUUUA